AAUAUAUCGUGUUGAGAAAAUACCAUCACUAACACACGCCACAUUAAGGAUCGUAUACGAUGCAGCCCUGUGCUUCCGUUUUUUAGAAUUGUAAUCGUUUUUUAGUUCUCCACUUUCCUGUUCACAUUACUAUUUGACAGGGAAAAUUUUGUUCAGACUUUUAUAAGACUUGAACCGGCACUUGCCCACCAAAUCAUAACCAUGCAACGUGCACCAACAAAGGAGUUAAACUUCAAGAUCCAGCUGCUGUCCGGGAAAAAUGUUCUGCUAGUGGAGAGUCCUGACUACGAGAGCGAGCUUUUUAUGCCGCAAAUCGUCGGGGGGCGAAUCACCUUGCAGAACAUUAUACCAAAUCGCAGGUGCUGUCCAGAGAGCAGGAUGUUGUCGGAUCCCGUGAUGGCCGACAUGGGCUCCAGAACCAGGAUUGCUAAGAGCCCUCCACGGCGCUCCUUUGCCGCUGCCAAUCCCCCAACCCCACUGGCCAAGAGCACACCGAUGAAUACUUCGUCUCUGAGAUCUCGGGCUGGUAAGGAAAACGCCGUUCCGCAGCUUACGCCAGAGGGUUUGCGCUGCCGCCCCUUUCGGCUACCUUCACAGGGUGAGAUACACAUGGACGAAUUAUCCUGCCAGGAGCGGGCACCUGGUAGCGUGGCAUCCUCCAAGUCUAUGAUGUCAGCUUACACAAAUAAUAGUCUCUCUCAGACUGAGAUGACGUCGCCAGUGAUUUUAAGCAAGAACGUCACCUAUGUCCAUGCUAACGAAUCGGGCCGUAAAAUCUUUACGCCCUUAAGCAUCUCUGAGACUAGAAUCUCACCGGUAGUCUUGCCAAAUGAGACAUACACCGAGCAGAACCCUCAAGCGAUUGAAGUCGUCCACAACAAGAGUAAGCCGAAAGUGGCCGCCGUAAAGACAUAUUCUCGUAAGAAAGCGGGCACCGCCACCAAAGCAAAGCCGACACCCGUGUGGUCUCCUCUUCAAAAGAGGAAAAAGAACUCGUCGGUAUCAUCCACCAAGGUGCCGUCUCCAACCAUGAAGGUGGAAGUGCGUAAUCGCAAAUUGUUAGUUGACACCAAGAAGACGCUAGCUGCCCAUGAUCCUAGCAAAUUGUCCGCGGGGCCUAUUACAAUGAAGAAAAUCAUAAGGAAGCAAGUGACGGGAAAGACACGAAAGCAAUUUGAAGCCCUCAAAGUAACUGCCUUUGACUUAUUAACCAAUUUGUGUGUGGGCAAUAUUUCCGAGGAUCUGGCCAAGCAAUUCCAGAGAGCCUGUGCGAACAGGGUUUGCACUACCUUGCCCAAUUACGCAGAGAUCGCAGUUGUCCCACCGCUGGAAAUGGAUCGAGAGGUGACUGCGAUGAUCGCCAGGCAGAAGCGGAUGGAACGGGACUGCCGAAGACCAAGGACCGCAAUGCCGCUAGAACGCAAUUUAGCCUAGAGGGUUAGAGGCUCAUUUUUUAAAGGAUGAUCUCGAUGUAUUUGUUAUAUCAUUCAGACAGUAGUCCAAAUGCAUGUAUGCUCUUGUCAAUCCGAUUAAACAUAUAAUACUCUAAAA
Messenger RNA from Drosophila yakuba, 1551 nucleotides. RefSeq lists its product as uncharacterized. Lineage: Eukaryota; Metazoa; Arthropoda; Insecta; Diptera; Drosophilidae. Bases 202 to 1434 code for a protein of 410 amino acids. The transcript is spliced from 2 exons. The record is from RefSeq and is a predicted model, not a curated record.